AAGAAAAAUAACAGCUUCGAGGGGAGGGACUCAUAAUUCCAAUAUUGUUGCGUCUAAUAACUCUCUCUCACAAAAAAAUCAGGAAUGACUAUGUUAUGUCUGUGACAACAGUUAUCUAUUCCUCCGUUACCAUUAUGCAAUGUGAUAAAAGAAGAUUAAUUAGUUUCUUUUAGUGUCUGUGUAGAAUUUGGGCGCCUGCAAAUUAAGGUUUAAAAAUGAAUUCUGGUUUUAGAGCUGUUCCUACAAGCUUUCGAAUUCACCCAUUGACUGUUGUUUCAAAAGACUACCUUUGCGGAUUUGGUAGAUGGACUCCAAGAUGGCUGCAAAAGUACGCAGAUCCAAAAUUUUACCUAAUAGUGUUUGGUGCACUCGCAAUUCUUCAAGGAGCUUAUUUCACAUAUUUUAUUGGAAUUAUUUCUACUUUAGAAAAGAGAUUCGCCUUCAGAAGCAAAGUGACUGCCUAUAUUAUGAUAGCUGAGAAUGUGACACCAAUAAUUGCAUGCAUGUUGCUAGGUUAUUUCGGAGGCAAAGUUCACAAACCCAGAUUACUUUCCUUUUGCAUGUUUCUUGUUGCUGCAGGCUGUUUUUUGAGUGGAUUACCAUAUUUUAUAUAUGGCCCGGGAUUGCAUAUUAUUUCGAAAGAUACAGUGACACUUCCUGAGAAUAGUAAAAGAGAGUUUUGUGCGUAUGGAGGCAAAAGCGAGCCUUGCAAUUUGAAUGAAAAUGUCAAAACUCACCCUGCUGCCAUCAUUAUGUUCCUUGCCAAUUUUCUGAAUGGGUUUGGGUAUAUAGCUUUCUAUAUUGUUGGGACUCCAUACCUUGAUGAUAAUGUCAGGAAGAAAAAUUCUCCAUUAUAUUUCAGUGCCAUGGCUGCUUUAAGGAUAUUUGGGCCUACUAUUGGGUUCCUGUUGUCUUCAUUCUGUCUCAAAUAUUAUGAAGAUCCAUUCUAUGAUCCAGGGAUCGAUCCACACAAUCCUCGAUGGGUGGGUGCUUGGUGGAUGGGAUUCUUCAUUCUGGGAGCGGCCAUCUUUGUUUUUACCAUCCUGCUGGCACUCUUCCCCAAGGAGCUACCAGAGCGUUUCAGAUCCGAGAAGAAGGAAUUGAAGGACGAAGGAGAAAAAGACGAGAUGCCGAAGCUGAAAGAUUUUCCUCAAGCAAUAAAGAGAUUAAUGAAAAAUCCCAUUUUGGUUUGUCAUGUUAUUAGUAUCACAUUUCAAGUAAAUGGAUUUGCUGGUUAUUUCGUAUUCAUGCCAAAAUUUAUGGAAUCACAAUACCAACAAUCGGCAUCAGAAGCCAGUCUUUUCUCAGGUGCAACAGGAAUACUUUCUAUGUUAUUAGGAGUACUAUUAGGUGGAUUUUUAAUAAAGAAAUUCAAACCUAGACCAAGAUACUUAACUGGGUAUAUGGUUCUGGUCGAGAUCUUUUCUGUCUUUGGACUUUUUGUUUCUAUUUUUCUUGGAUGCGAUCGAAUAUUGAUGCCUGGAACUAGUGUCAACGAAGAUCAAACUCUGAAUCUGUAUAAUGAGUGCAACGCUGGUUGCGGUUGCACAAGGAGAGUAUUCGAACCUGUCUGUGGACCAGAUGGCGUUUCCUCGUUCUUUUCCCCGUGUUUCGCUGGAUGUCCAAACACAACAGGAAUGAUUUCAUCUAUAAUUCAACCAACAAUAACCUCAGCUUCCAAUGCAACAAUAUUUACCGACUGUAAAUGCGUAACUGCAGGGAACAGUACGUAUGAAGUUUCAAAUGUCAUCAGUGGAUUCUGCUCAACAGGCUGUACCAUGUUCAUGGCCUACAUUAUCAUGCUUUGCGUCAGUAAAUUUGUAUCAUCAACUGCAAGAGUAGGGAACACAUUAAUUACAUUCAGGUGUGUUGAUGCUAAAGACAAGAGCUUUGCUUUAGGAGUCUUUGGAAGUGUUCUGGCAAUGUUUGCAUUUAUUCCAUAUCCACUUAUAUACGGAGCUUUGACAGACUCCACUUGCUUAGUAUGGGAAGAAAGCUGUUCCAAGACUGGCAAUUGCUGGCUAUAUGACAGUGACAAAUUCCGUUACUACUUACAUGGAAUGUCCAUGUUGCUGAUCAGUAUUGGAAUCUGCUUCGACAUUAUAGUCUUCUUUCUCAGUGACAGACUGACUAACUUUUAUGGGGAAGAUGAUGAAGACAAAGCAUCCGAGGACAGAAUAGCGAGAUGGAUUAAAGACGAAGAAGAAGAAGAUAUUAUUUUCACCAAGCGUUCCAAGGAAGAGCCAGUUGUUGAGAUGGAUCCUAUUAUGUAGUUUUCUAAGAAUUGGUGAAAAUUGUUUUCUAAGCUUAUGAGAGUACAAUUAUUUAUGUGUGUUAUUAAAUGUGUAUGUGUUGGAAGAAAUAUUUUAAAACAUUUAAAAAGAAUUUGCAAAUGAUAUUUAGAUCAUAUAAAAUAAGUAAAUUUUAAAAUAAUUUCUUCUACACAUCUUCAGACAUGCUUAAUUUUUCACAUUCAGUAAAUUCAUAACUUUUAUCUAUCAGUAGUUGAAAAAGAAGUAAGUUGGAACGAUCUUAAGCCAUAAGUUAAACUUUCAUGAACGUAAUGUUUCGAUAUAGAAAAUUUUUGCAAAAUAAAAAUUGUAAAUAAGAAUUAAUGCAAUGUUUAUUAUUAUUUAAAUAUUAAUUACAAUGUUAAUUAAUAUUUCUUUUGUUGGCGAAAUAGAGUAAGGUAUAUAUAAGCUGAAGAAUAAUUUAAUUGAAUUUGAUAAAUUAAAUGAAAAAUGAAAAAUUAUUGAAUUAUGGCAAAAUUAAAAUUAUUAAUAUAGGGGCUUUUCUUUAAAAUUUAUCGGUUAUAGCAUUAUUCAUUUAACAUUUUUGAAAUUUUAAAGGUUUAAAGGCACUCUUUCUCAGUUUUUCAGUUUCUCAGUUCUUCAGUUUGCGUAAAUUAAAAUGUAAAAUAUCGCGUAUAAAUUGUUUUUACAUUCUUGUAUCUGUGUACAUAUCUAUUUUAUAUAAUUUAAUGUUCAACUUUUGAUUAAAGACAUAUUUUGAUUU
This is a messenger RNA of Argiope bruennichi, 3015 nucleotides long. Its product is annotated as solute carrier organic anion transporter family member 74D-like. Gene Ontology annotation, cellular component: membrane. Gene Ontology annotation, molecular function: protein binding. The record is from RefSeq and is a predicted model, not a curated record. Gene Ontology annotation, biological process: transmembrane transport; sodium-independent organic anion transport. Bases 216 to 2273 code for a protein of 685 amino acids. The transcript is spliced from 9 exons. NCBI's taxonomy places the organism in Eukaryota, Metazoa, Arthropoda, Arachnida, Araneae, Araneidae.